Saccostrea cuccullata (small rock oyster) is the source of this 2336-nucleotide messenger RNA. RefSeq names its product serine/arginine repetitive matrix protein 1-like. The coding region runs from base 690 to 2093 and encodes 467 amino acids. Gene Ontology annotation, molecular function: microtubule binding. NCBI's taxonomy places the organism in Eukaryota, Metazoa, Mollusca, Bivalvia, Ostreida, Ostreidae. The transcript has 2 exons. The record is from RefSeq and is a predicted model, not a curated record.
UUCACAGAUUAUUUAUUAGAUCCUGGGAUGAAUAAAAAUCAAGCAUGCAUAAAAUACCGUAUAUGUGGUAAAUGUACGGUUUAAAAUAUGGGCAUUUAUAAUGUCACUCAGGUGUAAAUUACAGGUGUAUGUUUCAUUCAUCUCUAGCAUCGAUCACAGCAUGUCACGUGUCACCAGCCGCUUCACGUUACUACGACAACAUCAAUAUCAAAAAUGGCGACCAUAAUUUCGAUUUAAAAUGUCUGCAAUUAAAAAGUACACUAAUACUUCAAACAUUUGUACGGAUUUUGAAAUAGAAAACGUGUGUAUUCAGCAUUUCCAGUGUUAAAUCUUUCAAAACUGGUUUUUCACCUUCCGAAGGAUUAAUUAAUAUUUUUGGAUUUAAAGCUCGGGAAUAUUUACCUGCCUUUAUUAUAAGUAUAAAGUGUAGGUGACUAUAGAAGGGUUUCCCGUCACAGAAAUUUAAACGGCAAACAAAAUUAUUCCAACACAAAGCCGAGAGGUAAACAAAAAAAUCCAUCGUCAUGGGUGAUUCGCAAUCACAAUAAAAAUGGCGAAAGCGAAGCCGGUGUCUUGUCAUGUCGCAUUGGAGUAGAUUGAUAUCUGGAUUCUUAAUAUUGUGUGUGUUGCUUUGAUUUAUGAAUUAUUUUGUGUUGACUUUGUCAUAAGUGUACAGGAAUAAAAUAAAAAUGCCUGAGCAACGGGUUUACGUUUCCCGUCCGGUCAUGAAAAGAACUCUUCCUCGAACACCCAGUGACACGGAGACAGAAACCGAUUCGGAGUCAGUGACGUCAUAUUGCAGCACGUGUACACAGACGACAGCAAGUACUAACAUUAUUGAUGAACGAAAUAGAGUCAUUCGAAGGAAAGUUGUGAGAAAUCCCCAGGUUUUACGUGCAAUUAUUGAACGACCCCCCAGAGACAAAAUCACUCGUAAAGAAUAUGUGAAACCCAUAGAAAACUCAAUGGAAACAAAACAAUACCUCCUUAAGAAACAUUUAACGGAUUCAGCUAAAUAUCAGGGUAAAGGAGUUGAAUCCUCGAAUUAUGAGAAUGUAAAUCUCGUAAGAAAGCCGGGACGGAGACCUGGAUCGGCCUCCUCCGUCCGUGCCGUAAGGACAAUCCGGACUGUGGCGAGUUCACCCGACGAACCUGUCCGGAGAAGGAUCAUUCUUCGUGAAGCGGAAGGUGUUCAUAAGACUUACGAUGAUGGACAUGUUAUGCAGCGUGUGAUACGCCGCGUCGAACGAGAAGAGCCCAAGAGGGUUGUAGUUGUAAGACGCCCUGUGACGUCAGAGCGCGAGGGUAGGGUGGUCCGUCGAAUAAUCACCAGAAGCCGACCCAGUUCGUAUAAUGGUCGAGAUGGGGGCGAACCGAUCAUCAUUCGCCGUGAGAGACCAAGUUCUUAUCACGCUGGUAUGGCGGAUGAAUAUGAACCUGUUCAAGCAGACGAAACAUCCGAAACAACCGAAGACGAAAGAGAGCAGGUUGUCCGCGAAUACCGCCUGCAGAACAACGAAACUCGAGCGGUCAAGCAACUGGAAGGAGAUCGGUGGGUGGACGAGUAUGAUGUUCCUGACGUGGAAAAACGAAAUGUCGGCGUACAGAUGACGACAAACUACGUCGUACCGAAACCUCCGGAAAAAGAGAGUCGCACCAUCGGUACUCAGACAAAAAUUAAAAAGGAAAAACCACCACCCCGUGAGCCCACACCCCCUCCCCGCAUUCCCACACCCCCUCCCCGCAUUCCCACCCCACCUCCACCAAAACCGAAAAAGAAAAGGCAGCCCCAACCUCCACCACCGAAAAUAAAAACACCGGAACCGGAACCUGUGCCUGUAAAACAGAAGCUGCCUCCUCCACUUCCGGUUAUAUACAAGAAGAAAUCUCGACACCAGUACGUCCGUGUCGGAGGUGGCUGGAUGAAGAUCGACCAUUACAGGAACCAUCACGUCCCACUGAGGAUAUACGAACACAAGAGAGAAGCCGCAAAUAACAAGUUUCUGUCUGUAAAAUACCGCUACACCAAGGAUAAAAAGAAGACACCCGUAGCUUGGGCAAAAUAUAGAGGAAGAGUGGCAAGCGAAUCCUGAGCUAGGAUCGCACAUUGCCCUCGAACUUAGCGCUCGGGCUAAUUGCAUAAUUCGGUGUGCCUUUCAUGGGCCAAGUAGGAUUUAAGAAACCUUACUAGUAGAACUGAUCUAACUUAAUGACUUGACUGAAAUAGAUACAAAUGUACUAGUGGAUUUUGCAUUUUGGAAAUGCUGCAUUUACUCCCUUAGUUGACGUUCGCAAGAAGACAGCAACAACUUCAUUCAAUUUGUAGGAUUCCUAAU